AUGCCGGUAAGUACAGAGAGCACGCGACUUCAGAUAUCGUGUUCAACUCACGCUGACCUCCUUCGCCAGAUCGGAGACCUCCUCGCCCAAAUCAAUGGCGAUAAGUCACAGAGCACAUCGCCCGCGCCGACGAGACCGCCUGCUCUCGCCUCCGCGAAGCGUAAGGCCGAUGACGACUUGCGCAACACGGUUUCAAAUAAGACACCGCGAACGAGUACCACAGGACCCAGCUCGUCGUCGGCAUCAAAAACCGCUAGCGCCCCGAGACCCGCCGCACGACCUGCAGACAAGCCAUCCACUAUUACCGGCUACCGAGGCAGCGCUGCUCGACCUUCAGAUAGAACAUCGUCGUCGGCGCCCAGACCUGUCGGAAAUGGCAACUCUGCUCCGAAGCCGUCUUCUUCAAGUGCUCGACCGGUGAACGGGUCGGGGGCCCCGAAAGCCACCUCCACCCUCCCCAGUCGACCAUCGCCUGCUGCCCCAGCCCCUGCCAAGGGUGGACCGGCACCGAAGAAGGGCUCUUUCGCCGAAAUUCUUGCGCGUGCAAAGAAGGCGCAGGAGUCCAUGGGGCAGGUCGGCAGGAUUCAACACAAACCUGUCGAGAAGGUUCUUACGAAGAAGGAACGCGAGGAGAUGGCGAAGGAGGCCAAGAAGGAUGCAAAGGCUACCGCGAUGAAGGGAGCCGCGGCGAGACAACCGUCAAAGUUCCAAGGUACAGCGCGACCAUCUGCUGCUGGUGCUCCGUCACGCAACGGAGCUGGCUCAUCAAAUGGCGCGUCCAGAAAUGGCGUACCUGACCGAUCAAAAGAUCCCAAGGCCGCCGCAAAGGCACGCGCCGCAGAGGAGGAGCAGGCGAAGAGGUUCAAGAAGGCCGCCACCGCAACCACAGGAUACUCCGGUACCGCCCGCCCAAGACCAGGAGCAGCUUCGGCCAAGAAGAAGCCGGCUCCCGGCGGCGCCCUCCUUAACGCCCGGCCCGCACCACGCUACGGCGGCUCCAACAAACGCUCUCGCUACGAGGAAGAGGAGGACGAGGAACUCGACGACUUCAUCGAAUAUGACGACGAAGAAGACGAUGCCGGCGGUCCUCGCUACACCUACGACUCGGACGGCUCCUCCGACAUGGAGGCCGGAAUGGACGACGUGUGGGAGGAGGAGCAGAUGGCCGAGCGGGUGGCCCGCAGGGAGGAUCAGGAGGAGGAGAAGCUUGAGAAGCGUCUCAAGGCCGAGAAGGAGGAGCGCAAGCGCAAGUUCUAUGAGCAGCAGCGGGGACGGCGUUAG
This is a messenger RNA of Colletotrichum karsti, 1281 nucleotides long. Its product is annotated as spt2 chromatin protein. The coding region runs from base 1 to 1281 and encodes 426 amino acids. The transcript has a single exon. Lineage: Eukaryota; Fungi; Ascomycota; Sordariomycetes; Glomerellales; Glomerellaceae. The record is from RefSeq and is a predicted model, not a curated record.